This is a messenger RNA of Rosa rugosa (rugosa rose), 1368 nucleotides long. Its product is annotated as short-chain dehydrogenase TIC 32, chloroplastic-like. Bases 106 to 1047 code for a protein of 313 amino acids. The transcript has 8 exons. The record is from RefSeq and is a predicted model, not a curated record. Lineage: Eukaryota; Viridiplantae; Streptophyta; Magnoliopsida; Rosales; Rosaceae.
UUGCUACUCUUAUAACAUUUCACAAGUCACAACUGUGACUAGAGACUCAAUAUUUCCCAGUAGUGAUUGUGAAGAGUGAGAGAAAGAGAGUCUUGGAGACAGAGAAUGUGGUUCUUUAGAAGAAAAGGCCCAUCUGGGUUCUCAUCAUCUUCCACAGCAGAAGAAGUUACUCAAGGGAUUGAUGCUACUGGUCUCACUGCCAUUGUUACAGGAGCAUCUAGUGGCAUUGGCACUGAAACUACGCGUGUUCUUGCACUGCGUGGUGCCCAUGUGAUUAUGGGAGUGAGGAAUAUGGCUGCGGGUAAAGAUGUGAAAGAAGCGAUAGUUAAGGAAAUCCCCACUGCCAAAAUUGAUGCCAUGGAGUUGGAUCUCAGUUCAUUGUCAUCUGUGAGGAAAUUCGCAUCAGAUUACAAAUCUGCUGGUCAUCCUCUAAACAUCUUAAUUAACAAUGCAGGAAUUAUGGCGACCCCAUUCUUGCUUUCCAAAGAUAAGAUUGAACUUCAGUUUGCCACAAACCACAUAGGUCAUUUUCUAUUGACAAAUCUUUUGUUGGAUACUAUGAAAAAGACUGCACGUGCAAGUAGCAAAGAAGGGAGAAUUGUAAAUGUAUCCUCUGAAGCUCACCGGUUUCCAUAUCGUGGAGGAAUCCGUUUUGAUAAAAUCAACGACCCAUCGGGGUACAGCAGUUGGGCUGCAUAUGGUCAAUCAAAGCUAGCUAACAUUUUGCAUGCCAAAGAACUUUCAAAACAAUUGAAGGAAGAGAGGGCAAAUAUAACUGCAAAUGCACUUCACCCUGGUGCAAUUCUCACCAAUCUUUUCCGUCAUAGCAAUGUUUUAAAUGGGCUUGUUAAUGUGCUCGGUAAAGUUGUGCUUAAAAAUGUUCAGCAGGGAGCAGCAACAACUUGCUAUGUGGCAUUGCAGCCACAAGCUGAAGGGGUGAGCGGUGAAUAUUUUUCAGACAGUAAUAUUUCCAAGCCAACAUCCCAAGCUGAAGACGAGUUGUUGGCAAAGAAACUCUGGGAUUUCAGCAAGGAUUUGACUGAAUGAUGUUCCUUUGCCUAUCACAGUAAAUCAUAAGGAAUAAGACAUUAUAAUCUUCAGCAUCAUCAGGAAGAAGACAUUAUAAUCUUCAGCAAAUGUUUAUUUUUCUGCAUAUCAGCUCCUCAAAUACUCGUAUUGAAAAAGAUGCCAGAAUGCCUGGUCCUUUUGAAUUCUGAUAUUAUGAUAUAAAUCUUCAUAUAAAGUCUAUACUUUAUAGAGAUUGGAGUCGAGAUUCAAAUCCAUUCAUAUAGUAGAUUUAACUAAUAAUUUUGACACAUCAAUCUUGCCAUCUUGGAACAAAAUGUCUCUUGCAUGAUGCAUCUUGGA